AUGGCUGCGUCCGAAUGCGGUUGUUUUAAGACGUCAUGUAACGAAGAUGGGCUCCUCGAAGUCUUGCAUAAGCUUGAAGAAGCAACUGCUAGCCUGGGGGUGACACAACUUCUGAGAACUAGGGGACUUUCACCCCCACGCCCGGCCCUAGUACCAAUAUGGAGGGAAUUUCAGUCCCAUACGGGCAAUUUCGAGUCCCACUGGCAAAAAACCAAGCAUUUCAAGACAUACACUCACCACCGAUCAUCAUCAUCCGAUGACACCACCAGUAGUAAUUCAUCGCUUGAAGACGAGCUUCGUGUACUUCCAGAGCCCCCUGCUGGCAUCAUGCGUAACCUGUCUCGACUUGUGACUCGUGCACAAAGACAGUUCAAGCCUUAUGACCCAUGCCAGGGUCAUGCGCCUAACGCAAUAGAGCUCCGUUUUGUUCACAGGUCACUUGGAAAAUAUUCUGGUGAGACUGAUAUGAAUCUGUCCGACGUCCAAGAGGGCAAAGAAAUAUUUGAAUGUGGCUUGAGAGGCAUGUCGCAAAAGACUAUCACUCAGGCUAUUGUCGCGAAGCAAGCUACUCGUGAAUCCAUGCGCUUGCGUGUGCUGACAACAGCCUGGGAGAUUGAGUCAAAUUUACAACGCAUGAAGCUUCUUGAAUGUAUUCUCAAGCAAAAUGCUCUAGAAUAUGGCCGCAGCAUCGUGGAAGCUUCAUAUUUCCAAAGACAUUUGGUCGGAGGCAACCGGCAGGAACUCGAAGCCAGUGUUGACUUCAAUGUUGGCCUGCAUAGUCAUGAUCUUGCGACAUUCGCUGUUGCUGACGUACAGCUGGACCACAUUGAGGGACUUGCGCGGACGUUGUGUCUGCCAGAGGAAGAUCCCCCUCAGGUUGUGAAGGGGCAGUCCACCAGCUCCGAUCCCUAG
Suillus plorans is the source of this 912-nucleotide messenger RNA. RefSeq lists its product as uncharacterized. The transcript is spliced from 4 exons. Bases 1 to 912 code for a protein of 303 amino acids. NCBI's taxonomy places the organism in Eukaryota, Fungi, Basidiomycota, Agaricomycetes, Boletales, Suillaceae. The record is from RefSeq and is a predicted model, not a curated record.